AUGUUUGAAAACACUUCCGACGAAGUAUCUUCCCCGGCCGACGGAGAGAGUGGGCAGGACGGAGAGAGCGGGCAGGACGGAGAGAGUCCUCAGGACGGAGAGAGCGGGCACAAGGGAGAGGACCAAGUUCGAGAGGAGGAGGUGGACGUGGACCUCGCACAGGUCCUCGCCUUCCAAGCGAACGCGCGGUCGCCGGACCUUGAAGACACGCCAGACUCCGAAACACGCUUUGUGCGCGAAAAGUUUCUGCCGGUAAACAUGACUGAGGACUCCGAGGGCAUGCUUUGCGUAUACUUCUCCACAGUCAAGGGCGAAUUCAGCGACAGGACGGCGCAGUUUGUUUCGGACACCAUACCCCGGAAUAUUGUGGCUUCUUAUUACACUGAAGGCAGGGUGGCCGCAUCGUCUCAAGUGUCGCUCGCAGCAAUCGGCAGUCAUGGUCUGGGUGAGCUUGCCGGCGCAGGAGCCAGUCGCGGGGGCUUCUGGUGGGACUACAGCGAGGCCCCGCCAAAAGUGGUUUCUUCGACGGGUGUGGCCCCUUCCACAGCAGGUAGUGCGCAGGUAGAUAGCGUGGCUCUGAAGGUUAUGCAGGCCGUGGUUCGUGCGGUGCAGGUUACGGAGACGAAUGUACGUCACCUCAACUGCCAGCGUCGAUCUUUUGGCGGAGCGUACGGCUGCUCAGUGGUGUUGUUCGGGCCAUGCGCGGACGGUGGGUUACGGCUUUGUGCGGUGAACAUGGGUAGUUUACGUUUGGCAGUGUUUGAUCGUACACACACAUGCACACCCCUUCUCCCGGCACGCACCUUGGACAACGACUACCAACCGGUCCAGAUCAAGUGGGCCCGAAACAAGGUACAGGUCGAAGACGGAGAUGGACGACCAUCGUACAAAGUUCUCCGCGCCCAUUGGCACGGAGACGAAACUGUCGGACAGUGUAGCACCAGUCGGGGCUACGGCUAUGUUGAAUUCUUCACCCACACCACAGGUAACCAGACCUCCACAAACAAAAAGCUGCAAGUCGACCACAAACACCUUGUCCUCAAAAGACAACCCGAUGUAACCCUCGUCAACAUCAACUUGGACCAAGACCGUCUCAUCGUCCUAGCUUCAUCUAACCUCGUCGACCUGAUCGGAUGGAAACGGAUACAUGGCGAUGUCGCCGCCAAACUCCGCAUUCACCGACAUUCUCACAGCCUUGCCGACAUGAAAGCCCACCACGAAUUUGACGUAACUACCCCACUUUCACUCGGAUCCCACUUUCACUGGUAA
Molecule: messenger RNA, 1269 nt
Organism: Gregarina niphandrodes
Lineage: Eukaryota; Apicomplexa; Conoidasida; Eugregarinorida; Gregarinidae
Exons: 2
Coding region: 1-1269 (422 amino acids)
Source: RefSeq, a predicted model, not a curated record